GCGAAUCAAUACGCGUUUUUUGUCAUCGUGCCCCCAUAUCGCAAUGUCACGCCAUUUUCACCUCGUCUUCGGCCAUCCAGAGCCCAGCAAAACAAGCCAGCUCGCGAAAGCAUGCAAGACCCGGCCGGUUCGAUCGACGCCACGCCGUCGAUGCCGGCCACCGCGCGCGUAUAAACGUCAACGAAGAGCAGGCCAGCUGCUUCACCUCUCCACCGUAUCAGUGAUUCAGUUCAUAGUUCACAGUGCAAGCGUGGACGCCGGCCGGCCAUGUCGGAGGAGCAAGGGCGCCCUGCUGAAUCGAGCAUGGCGGCGCCGGCGGCGAGGUGGAAGGAGCUCCACGGCGAGCGGCGGUGGGACGGGCUGCUUCGCCCGCAGCUGGACCUGGACCUGCGCCGCACGGUGAUCUGGUACGGCGAGAUGGCGCAGGCGGCGUACGACGCGUUCAACCACGAGAAGCUCUCGCCGCACGCCGGGCUGUGCAGGUUCGGCAGGCGGCGCUUCUUCGACCGCGUCAUGCUGCCGGGUCACGCCGCCGCGUACCGGGUCACCAGGUUCCUCUACGCCACGUGCUCCGCCCCCGCCGUCAGGGGCGCCGCGUUCGUGGGGGUGCACGGGAGGGGCAGGCGCUGCCGGGAGUCCAACUGGAUCGGGUUCGUCGCCGUCGCCACCGACGAGGGGAAGGCGACGCUGGGGAGGCGCGACAUCGUCGUCGCCUGGCGCGGCACCGUCGAGGCGCUCGAGUGGGUCAACGACCUCGAGUUCGUCAUGGUGCCGCCAAGGGGCCUCCUCCGAGACGCACACGGAACCGACGCCAUGGUGCACCACGGCUGGCUCUCCAUCUACACCUCCACCGACCCGGCGUCCAGCCACAACAAGGACAGCGCCAGAGACCAGGUGCUGGCUGAGGUGAGGAAGCUGGUGGACACAUACAAGGAAGAGAAGGUGAGCAUCACGAUGACGGGCCACAGCCUCGGGGCGGCGCUGGCAACGCUCAGCGCCUUCGACAUCGUCGAGAACGGCUACAACGGCACGUACCCCGUCACGGCAUUCGCGUUCGCCAGCCCGCGCGUGGGCGGCGCCGGCUUCAGGAAGCGGUUCGACGCCGCCGGCGCGCUACGGCUGCUGCGCGUGCGCAACGCCCACGACAUCGUGCCCAGGUACCCGGCGCUGCCGUACCACGACGUGGGCGCCGAGCUGGCCAUCGACACGGGCGCCUCGCCGUACCUCAGGGCGCCCGGGGACGAGCGGGUCUGGCACAACCUCGAGUGCUACCUUCACGGGGUGGCCGGCGUGAAGGCCGGGGGAGGAUUCGAGCUGGCGGUGGAGCGGGACGUGGCGCUCGUGAACAAGUCGUACGGCGUGCUGAGGGAGGAGCAUGCGGUGCCGGCGGCAUGGUGGGUGCCGUCGAACAAAGGCAUGGUGAAAGGAGACGAUGGGCGGUGGAGCCUCGCCGACUGCGAGGAGGAGGAAGCGGAGGACCCCGUCGUGCCAGUGAACAACAAGUGAAGCGGACACAUAUUUCUUUCGGACAUGCAUAUGCGUAAAUCAUUUGUGCUAAGAAGACACAAAGCUACUCAGAAACCAACAAGAAAUGUACCUCAUGCUAUAUGGAGCUUGUUUUAUUU
Molecule: messenger RNA, 1625 nt
Organism: Lolium perenne
Lineage: Eukaryota; Viridiplantae; Streptophyta; Magnoliopsida; Poales; Poaceae
Product: phospholipase A1-II 6-like
Biological process (GO): lipid metabolic process
Molecular function (GO): glycerophospholipid phospholipase A1 activity
Source: RefSeq, a predicted model, not a curated record